AUGGAGGAGGAAGGCAAGCAGAUCAUCCAAGAGUUGGACGACAGGCGGUCGGUGCUCACUGGGAAUAGCGGUGUGAGGCGGGUGAAAAUGAGUCAUGACAUCAGUUCUCUGAACCAGAAGGUGCAGGCCUUGAACCAGAAGACGAACGAGGACAGCAACCUCCCGGAUGACAGCCAGCUUUCCGAGGACACGAAGCAGAUGCUGGAUGCCACCUUCGGCCUCCUGCACAGAUAUCGGACCCAUCGUGGAAAGACGCUGAGAAUAGUGGAGAAGUUCGCCAUGGAAAGGGAUGGCGCCAAGACCCGCACAGAGUCUGCGCUGACGAAGAGGAUGGAGCAGCUCACGCAGAGGAAGACGGAGCUCGAAUCCCAGCUUCGCGAGCUCCGUUCCACGGUGACCAAGGCCGAGAGGGAGCUCGACAGCUCCUAUCGGAAGCUUGCCCCGGACGACACUAGCAAGAAGGAAAAGCUCGCUGCCGAUUCGGAGCUCCUGUCGAAGCUGCGGAAGAUGAGAGACAAAGUCGAUGAGGACUUCAGAGCCAAAUGUACGGCACUGGAGAUUGAUAGCACCUGCAAGCGAGUCAAUGCCGCUAAAGCUGGAGAGGCCAAGUUGAAGAAGGAGACCAACAUGCUUCGCAUGAAGAGCGCCUCCAAUCUUCGGAGCCAAAGCCACGGGCGGUCGGAGCUCCAGCGGCCGGAGAGCGCCCCGGGAGCUUCCAGGUCGCUGAAAGCCGGCGCAGCAGCCGGGCUCGCGCCAUAG
Molecule: messenger RNA, 759 nt
Organism: Symbiodinium sp. CCMP2456
Lineage: Eukaryota; Dinophyceae; Suessiales; Symbiodiniaceae
Source: the annotation of a GenBank genome assembly